AUGAAGUUUCUACAAGCUCAGAUAGCUCAAAAGAGGGUUCAAAUACAGCAAGGAAUGCAAAGAACAAGUGUAGCACCAGUUGUGGACUUGUCAGCCCGCAACAGGGCCCCAAUCAACAUGCGUCGAAUCCAGCCUGUGCGCGCCCUUCCGAUAACGGACUGCGCUCCUCCAUCAUUUUUGCCCAAAGGGGCAGUCGACGACAGUGUAGGUUCCACAUUCAUUCAAGACUUAAUCUGCUUGAUCGCUGAGUGUAAAAGCGUGACACAGAAGAGAAGUGCUCACCGAAUUCAGGUCAAUCUCUUUGGUGAAUACAUUGUCAAGAAUGAGUAUCAACCAGCGGUCCCAAAUGAGUACAUCGUAUGCAAGCGAAAGGCUGAGGAACGAGAAGCACGUGAAAGGCAUGCCAGAGAAGUGGCGGAAAGGCUGAGCCGUGACCACAAGGAGGAAGCGAGAAAGAGGCAGAAGGGUGCUGCUAUCGCUCCACCACAAGCGCUCCUCGAACCACCAUCCCCUCCAAAAGAGUCGAAUUCACCGCCAAAUUCGAUGCCGCCUCCAGCAUUCUUACCGUCCUUUGGCAAGGCUACUUCCAAAGGCCUUGGUGUUGCUGCCAACAUUAUGAGCAAAUUUGGCUAUAAACAUGGCGGCGGACUCGGACGUGAUGAGCAAGGAAUGAGCACAGCUCUCUCUGAGUCGAAUUCACCGCCAAAUUCGAUGCCGCCUCCAGCAUUCUUACCAUCCUUUGGCAAGGCUACUUCCAAAGGCCUUGGUGUUGCUGCCAACAUUAUGAGCAAAUUUGGCUAUAAACAUGGCGGCGGACUCGGACGUGAUGAGCAAGGAAUGAGCACAGCUCUCUCUGUUGAAAAACUAGGGAAGAACGCGGGACUUAUCAUCAACGAGAGUCAAGGAAAUGCUCCCGCUCAACCGUGUGCUCCAAUGGGUGUUGCACCAAUCAACAUGACACAAGCUAUGAAGAGUUCCACCAAAGUUCUGAUGCUAACGAAUAUGGUUGGUCCUGACGAAGUCGACGACGAGCUUGAGCCUGAAAUUCGCGAAGAGAUGGCCAAGUAUGGUCAGGUGGCGUCCGUAGUUAUCCAUAAGCUGGAAGGUGUUAGUGACGACGUCGCCGUACGAAUAUUCGUAGAGUUUACGAAUGUUGCACAAGCCAUCAAGGCCUUUGUGGUGAUGAAUGGUCGAUUUUUCGGAGGUCGAUCGGUGGCUGCUUCGUUCUACUCCGUCGAUGAUUUUAAUAAUAAGGAGUAUGGACGAUAG
Messenger RNA from Ostertagia ostertagi, 1269 nucleotides. Lineage: Eukaryota; Metazoa; Nematoda; Chromadorea; Rhabditida; Trichostrongylidae. The record is from the annotation of a GenBank genome assembly.